Molecule: messenger RNA, 1134 nt
Organism: Suillus subaureus
Lineage: Eukaryota; Fungi; Basidiomycota; Agaricomycetes; Boletales; Suillaceae
Exons: 5
Coding region: 1-1134 (377 amino acids)
Source: RefSeq, a predicted model, not a curated record
AUGACAGUGGUAGCAUUUACAUUGGAAGAGCAAGAUUUUGAAGUCAGAGCAAAAUUUGUCUACUUCACGGAUACUCAAGAUAUUUACAUCAUGCCCCCACUUCCUGUCCAUGAACAACCAGCUGUGCACCUUGCAAAGGCCCUGAACAAGUUCAUGGAAGCCAUCCCUUAUGACAAGCUCCUGAUCAAUACCACUAUGCACCUCAAUUACCGCAUCCAAAACAAGGAUUUGAUGAAUAUACCAGAUCUACACCUUACCAUCACAGCACAACCCCCAGAGGAUAUAGAGUCAGAUGAGAUGGUGGUAGUGAAGCCAGUGUCCAAAUGGCUAAGCAACACAUGUGAUGGUCAUCAAGACAUUGAUUACACUUUCAUCAUAUCCUUCAAAGAGCGAAUUAAAUGGCAUCAACCAAAAGAAGAGGACACUGCUAUUCAACAACUUCACUCAGCUCCCACAUUAGAUUACAAAGACUUCAUUCCAUCCCACAUCAAGAAGAGCUUGAGGUUUGGACCAGUGGAGAUCAAGUCUCACACCUGGAUUGAUAUCAGCAAGGUCUGCUACAGCAUAUACAAACAUGGCACAGACAGUCACUUCAAUUUCAACAACAAGGAUGCUUCUACAUUCACAGAGGGGACCCUUUACCCCAUGUUGCAGAUGGGUGAUGUUGAAUGCAUGUUGGAUAACGCCGCAGAGAGUUUGAAGGGUUACAUUGUAUCAUUGAUGGAGGGUAUGGGUCUUGAGGAGACCCUCAACUCUAUUUCCUCCAUGAUCUACCUUACAGCAUAUUGCUACUACUUGGACUGGUGCUACCACAAAUACGACAAACACAAGACAAUGCACGUUGCCAUUCAACAACCCUCAAGCUCCAAGUCUACCAGUACCAGACCAACCAAUUCUUCAUCCAUUAUGACAACUUCUUCCUCAUCUGAUCCCACAACUUGCCCCUUGUCUGGCACAAUGCCAGCCUCUUCAUCUACUGGGUUAUUGCUCAACGUGCAGCCUGAGCACUCAGCAAAGAAGUCAAAGGUUCAGCUGGAAGGUGAAGGGUCUACUGGGGAGAAACAGAAGGAGGAGGUGAAGGUGCAGGUGAAUGGGAGUGGGAGUGUGAAGUGGAAGGGGAAGGGUCAUCAGUAG